Molecule: messenger RNA, 1134 nt
Organism: Polistes canadensis
Lineage: Eukaryota; Metazoa; Arthropoda; Insecta; Hymenoptera; Vespidae
Gene: PI31
Product: proteasome inhibitor PI31 subunit
Exons: 5
Coding region: 251-1099 (282 amino acids)
Biological process (GO): proteasome-mediated ubiquitin-dependent protein catabolic process
Molecular function (GO): endopeptidase inhibitor activity; proteasome binding
Source: RefSeq, a predicted model, not a curated record
AGUUUUGAUAGACUAACACGUGGUAUACAUGGUUAUAUAGAAAAAGUAAGAGAAUUAAUUUUUUAUUUUCAAUUGAGAGAGAGAAUGUUCGUUCUUCAAAAUGCCACCAAUUAAACGUAUUAAUCUAGGCAACUAAACAGGAUAACGUCUGUCAGGUCAUCUAGUGUUAUCAUAAAUCUAACAAGUGCCGUUCUCAGUGAGAUUCUUAUGCACUGAAACUGUAAAAAGAUUGUCAUUGCAUUUUUUCAUAAUGGCCGGCAAUACGAAGGUCGAAUAUGGCUUUGAAUUAUUACAAAAAACUGUUGACAAUGAUAUUCGUAAAAAAGAAGAUGCUAUUAUAUUAUUGGUGCAUUGGUAUCUCGUAAAGUGUGGCUUUAAAUGUCUAGGAUAUGGAAUUUCUAGAAUAUUUGAUCCAUCUGAGAGAGGCUCAGAAUUACUUCCAGAGGAAUGGAACAAAGGUCCUAAUUAUAGGCUACGUUAUUUAAAAGAUGGAAAAUUGUUUCUUUUAUAUGGAAUACAAUCCGAUGAAGAUGUGGUUAUGAAUUUAUUGAGAACAGAAGAUGAAAAAAUAACAAACGUAGAGUUUCCUUUAUUACAAACCGUUAAAGAACUUCAUGGUCCAUUAGAAGUUAUGAUACCAUCGUAUCCAACAGUUUUAUAUAAAUUAUAUGGAGAACUUAUAGGACCUUUAAAUCCUAAUAAUUGUAAAGAUCAAUCUACACAAACAUCAACUUCUAGUUUUGAACGAGAGCCUAGAGAGACUUAUGUACAACCAGAAUUCAAUCCACUUCCAAGGAAUCCUUCGCGACAUUGGGUACCUGAAGCAGAUCCAAGAAGAGUAGGUGGAGCAGAUUUAGAUCCGUUUGGAAGAGGUAGGGGUGGUGGUGGAGGAAUGCUUUUCGAACCAUUCAGAUGGGGUAUGGAUCCAAGAGGAAUUGGUGGUUUAGGAGUACCUGGAAGAUUACCGCACGGAGCAGUACCACCUGGAGCAAGGUUUGAUCCUUUUGGACCUCCUGAUGUAAAUCCAAUGCCACGUAGAAUACAAAAUCCUGACAAUGAUGAAUUUCCUCCACCAGGAUACAAUGAUAUGUUCAUGUAAAAAAGGAAAGCUGAAUAAAAAGAAUAUGUUCCAUA